Messenger RNA from Cimex lectularius (bed bug), 4028 nucleotides. It is a transcript of the gene DCTN1-p150, whose product is annotated as dynactin subunit 1. NCBI's taxonomy places the organism in Eukaryota, Metazoa, Arthropoda, Insecta, Hemiptera, Cimicidae. Gene Ontology annotation, biological process: nuclear migration; establishment of mitotic spindle orientation. Bases 136 to 3969 code for a protein of 1277 amino acids. The record is from RefSeq and is a predicted model, not a curated record. The transcript is spliced from 21 exons. Gene Ontology annotation, cellular component: microtubule associated complex; kinetochore; axon.
CAAUCCCGUCUCGUUCCUGGAUUUCUUUUUUAAUUUUUCAAUUUUUAAACCUAAAACAACAAUUUUAAAAAUAGUUUUAUAAGCAAAUGAGUUAAAUAAGUGAAAAGGCAACAGAGUUAAGACGAGUCCCCUGAGAUGGCAAAUUUGCUGAAGGUGGGACAGCGGGUCGAGGUGACCGGAAAGGAUAUCCAGGGAGAGGUGGCGUACAUCGGUACGACAGCGUUCGCCCAGGGCAAGUGGGUCGGUCUGAUUCUAGACGAGCCCAAAGGAAAAAACAAUGGGACGAUCAAGAACAAGACCUACUUCCAGUGCAAGGAGAACCAUGGGAUGUUCAUCCGCCAGUCACAGCUUUCAAUCAUCACAGACACAGGAAGCCGUAUCGACCUGGCGAACACCGGUAUGACUGCCUCAUCCCCGAGUGUCACUUCCCCCGAAGACCCUUUAAGAACACCAAUGAAAUCGAGACUUACAAGCGUCCGAAGGAAAUCUUCCCCCGCAUCGCAUGCUCCCCCAUCACGUGCAAGCUCGCGACAGUCUUUAAGCGGAAGAAGCAAAGAAUCCAGGAGCCGGGAGGAUAUGAACUCGUCCACAUCUUCUCUUGCCAGCACAGACACACCUUCAAGUAAAAAGUCAUUUGUCGAAAAACUUACACCAUUGGAGUCGCGGAAGACACCGUUAAUCACGCCUCGGCGGCCCAACAAAUCGCUCAUUCCGACUACAAAACAAACGGGCUUUGUCGAGACGCUCAAGCCCCAGUUUACACCUGGGCAGGUCGUGAGCACUGCUACAACGACGGUCUCAUCUGGGAGAGCUCUUGCCCUAGAGCCCAGCCCUGAGCUUGAGGCGCUUAAAGAACAGCAUAAAGAUCUGACAGAAAAACUGGAGACCUUAAGAAUCAGGUAUAAAGAGAAGGUACAUGAACUGGAAACACUUAAGCUCCAGCUGGAGCAGUCGGUCGAAUUCAAGAGCAAGAUCAUGGAAGCCCAGGCGUCCCUCAAGAAGGAGCUUGAAAAGGUCAAGAAGGAGAAAGAGGAGGCGGUCCAAGCGAGAGAGGAGCUGUCUGAGAUAGCGGAUACGCUAGAGAUGACCACACUCGACAAGGAGAUGGCCGAGGAAAAGGCGGAUGCUAUUCAGAAAGAGUACGAGCAGGCACAAGAACGCAUCGAAGAGCUGGAAAUGGAACUGGAGAUACUUAGAUCUGAACUGUCUGACAAAAUGGAAGGUGUGACGCAGCCUGCUACCGAGGAGGAUGGCUCCUCGUCUUUCAAGAUGAAGCAACUAGUACAGCAGAAUGAAAAACUAAAGGAGACACUUGUGCGAUUAAGGGAUUUGUCGGCUCAUGAAAAACACGAGAAACAAAAGUUCCUGAAGGAAUUUGAAGAGAAAAAGGCAGAUUUUGAUACGAUUUUCAAGUCGAAUGAAAAACUCAGAGCGCAGAUUGAUCAAAUGGAAGAGCAAAUAUCUGAACUUCAUGCAAACGUCGAUGCAGCUCUUGGCGCAGAAGAGAUGGUGGAAACGUUAGGCCAACAGAAGCUUUCUCUUGAAGAAAGGGUUAAGGAGCUUGAAGAGGCGGUGCAGGAGCUCGAAGAGCUUCAAGAUAUCAACGAUCAGCUUCAGGAAGGAUUCAAGGAGCAAGAGCUCGACUUCAGACAAGAGCUGGACAUGAAAAAUCACCAAGUGUGGGAGGCACAAAGAAAGACCGAGUCAGUCCUUGAGAGUCUGGCUGACCGAGAGCUCACAAUAGUGAAAUUCCGUGAACUAGUUCAGAGAUUUCAAGAAGAGAACCAGGAACUACGAUCACAGCUGGAGAUCACCUCCAAGUCAUCGUCGCUUUCUACUUCGGCCAUACCCGAAAUGCUCGAUUUCAAGAAAAUGUUCGCAGAGACAAAAGCGCAUGCAAGAGCCAUUGAGUUGGAACUGCGUCACAUGGAGGUGCAACAGGCGCAGCAACAUGUUCAGUACUUGCUUUCAUACAUGCCCGACACCUUUUUAACAAGAGGAGGUGAUGGAGAUGCGAUUAUGCUGGUGCUCCUUAUGCCUCGUCUUCUCGCAAAAUGCCAAGUAUUGAUUUCACAAUUACGCGAUAAAUUCCCACCGGUCACAACUGUCGAUAAAAGUAAUGUAACAUCAGCGCAGCAGUUUUCAGCCAUGUCAAGAUUUUCAGCGCACAUUCAUAUGCUGCAGGCAAUUUUGCACCAAUUCGUACACUCGUUGAAUACGUGCAAACCAGAGAUGCUCCUUAAAGUCGGUGCGUCAUAUCCGAACAUGGCGCAACAGGAAAAAGCGCUUGACUCGUACAUAGAAAUGCUAAAGAGGGAACAGGUCGACGAGAACCUGAACACAGAGAGCCUCGAGAAGAUAGUGACAUACUUUAAUACGCUCCAUCCAAUGCUGAUGUUACAAGGCGACGAUUGUUCCAUUCACGAAGGCCUUCUCCUUGCAGAUAUUGGAAAAGGUUUACUCUGUGCCUUAGACAGCGUACAAACAGACAUCAGCAUCAUCUCGGCCAUUUUACCCGAGGGUGAAGGUAUCGCAACAUUGAAUAAGAUCAAGCCUAGUUUUGAUACCCUACGGGCUCAACUACGCCAGGUGAGACACCGUGCCGAAAUCCCGAACCUCCUUCUCGGACAGAAUACCGAUUUGACGAGCAUCGCUCUUCCUGUCGUGACAUUGAGCAAGAUACUUUCUGGCGUCGCAUCUCGCCUCGCUGUACUUCCCACAGAUAAUGAUAAUACACUUUCUCCAAUGCUUCUUGCCGAGUUGUUAAAACAGAGCUUCAAUAAGCACAAUGACAUUAUCGGCGAUAAAGAGAGAAACGUAGACACUUACAUCCCAUGGGCUAUGAACACCGUAACAACCAAUGUGACCAAUAUUGUCAAAGCGCUCCAAGACAAUGAGGAUAAAUAUCUUUCCCUGAAAAACGCAAAAGAUGGAAUUGAUCCGCCAUUGGUGCUGAGAUCUAAGCAGGUCAAAGAAGAGCUCAACGCUAUGGCAGGCCUACGGAGGAAACUGGAGAGCAAGGAGGAAGAUCUGCGCGAGCUUAGGCUGAAUCUCCGUGCCAAGCAAGAUGAACUUGCCGAAAUGAUCCUCAGGAAAGAAAUUGCAGAUAAGAAACUCGCUAACGUCAUACGAGACAACGAAAUAACAGUUGAGACCUUAAAGAGAAAAGUCGACGAGGCGCAACAGCAGUUGAGAAGGAAGGAAAAAGAAUUCGAGGACACAAUGGACCACCUUCAGAAAGACAUCGACUCGCUUGAAGUGGAGAAGGUUGAACUCAAGGACAAGCUGAAAUCCGCACCGAAAAAGUCUUCAGAUUCAUUGAAAUUCAUAUCUAGCAGUAUGGUCACCAGUACGACAGAACUGCCCGGCGGCGGCACUCUCAAGGUCAUGGAAUCACCUAUCCUCCUCGAAGAGAUAAGACAUUUGAAAUCGCUCGUUAAAAAGGAAAGGAAGUCAACUAUGAGCGAACAGAUGAAAAAAUAUGUUGAUAUGCUUAACAAACUCGGUCCGAUUCAUAUUCCGAAGAAGAUCCCAGAUGACGAGAUGAAGCGUGUGAACGAGCUGAAGAAGAAGCUGAAAGAGCUGCACAAGGACUACUUAAACUCGAUGCCAACUGUUGUGAAUCUCUCAGGCAAGAAGCAUGAGCUUUGGGGCUCUGCGAUACGAACACAUAUCCUUCAGGAUGAACUUAGGGCGAAGAAAAUACGUGAAAGGACCAUUGCGCUUCAGAAUGAGGUCAUGCUCGAAGUAGUAAAGCAGAAGAAGGGCGGCCACAUCCUAACAGACUUAACACUGUUUCCGACGCCCGAAAUGGUCAAGGUGAUACAAGAAAAUGAGCCAGUUGACCUGUGCGAAAUUACAAUCCCAACAGUUGACCCGGUACUCGGUGGCAAAGUGAUCCCUCUGAACGUCGACAUACCAACUUUUGACAAUAUUAGAAAAAAAUUAUAUGAAUUAAGCGCUUGUUGAAAUCUUUAAUUUUAAUAUGUAUAUUAUCUGUAUAAAGGGAUUUGUUUUUCUACUAAUGA